Molecule: messenger RNA, 3079 nt
Organism: Pogonomyrmex barbatus (red harvester ant)
Lineage: Eukaryota; Metazoa; Arthropoda; Insecta; Hymenoptera; Formicidae
Product: monocarboxylate transporter 12
Biological process (GO): monocarboxylic acid transport; transmembrane transport
Molecular function (GO): monocarboxylic acid transmembrane transporter activity
Source: RefSeq, a predicted model, not a curated record
UUUUUUAAUAUGUUGAUCUGUCAGUUUUUUCGCCAAUUAAUUCAACAAAAUUUUGAAAAAAAUUUCUCAGUUUCGACAAGGAAUUUCAUCUUGACAUGUUGGCGCCGUGGAUGAUCUAUUGAAACGACUAAUCCAGAAAAAGCCUAGAAACUUCAUAUCAAUGUGUAAUCUCGUGAUCUGGAUAGUUGAGACGCUUAUCGGAUAAAUGUCGCACAGACAUCCCAGAGGGACAUCCGAGGGGGAGGGAGGGGCCCGUAAGCGCGCGGAAAAGAAAUCCCACCAAUAUCGGUCGGUGUCUGUGACGAUGGAGCAGCCUCGAUUCCUCCACUUCGAAACGGGCCAAUCUGGUAUCCCGUCGUUAUCGCUAAAAAGACCGCAAACUCGCGGGGCACACCCGGUAUAAUGUUGCGACGGUCCGCGGACCUUCCGCUCGAGUCACAUCGCGCGCGACUCUUUAGUGCACGCGUACGUACGCAUCUACGCACACGCACGCGCGCGGCGUGUCUCGCCUUCGGCUUGCCUUUUUCUCUCUCGGCAAACUGGAACUUUUCGACGCACACCGGUGACAGUGCGACUUCGCAGGGACCAGAGACAUUCGGACGGGACGGGGAUGUCGACGACGGCGAGCAAAAUGGAUGGGCAGGUUUCCGAUGUGAGCAAGCCGCAGCAAAACGGUCACGAGCGCAACAAGAGCGAGGAGCUGCAGCUCGAGGACGUCAACGACAACAACAAUGACGAGACUAUCGAAGUGGAAAUGGUUGUACCACCUGACGGAGGAUGGGGCUGGGUGAUUGUUGCGGCCUCCUUCAUGUGCAACUUCUUUGUCGACGGUAUCAUUUUCAGUUUUGGCGUAUUUCUGAACGAUAUCGCAGACGCGUUCUCUGUGUCGAAAGCGAGUGUCGCAUUCGUUAACUCGUUACAGAGUGGAUUUUAUCUCAUGGCUGGUCCUUUUGUAUCCGCCCUCGCUAAUCGAUACGGCUUCAGGCUGGUGGCGAUAUUAGGAAGCGUGAUUAGCUGCAUCGCCUUCGUCCUCGCGUACUUCAGUACUUCCAUCGAGUUUCUUUACAUUUCUUAUGGCGCCAUAGGUGGCAUUGGGGCAGGUUUAAUAUAUGUGCCAGCUGUGAUAACUACUGGUUUUUAUUUCGAAAGAUGGCGAGCCUUAGCUACAGGUAUCGCAGUAUGUGGCUCCGGUAUUGGUGCAUUUUUACUCGCACCGGUUUCGAAUAUACUUGUGAAAACUUUUGGUUGGAGGGGAGCUUUGCUAUGUCAAGCAGGCAUGCUGUUGCACUGUGCCAUAUUCGGCGCCAUGUUUCGUCCUUUGAAACCAACGAGGAUUAAGGUAAAGAACACCCCGGAAAAUGCCGCGCUCGAGGUCAAAACUACAUUAUUGGGAAAAGGUGUGUCAACGACUUCGUUGCACUGUGUGCAACCAAACAGAAGCGGCUUCUUCGGCACAAAUAAUAACACGGAAUACCCGACGGCGGCUGAACUUCUCGGCAGCAGCCCGAACAUAGUAAAUGCAUCCAAAUCCCUGCACUCGUUGCACAAGGUGCACGAGGAGACUGAGAUUUUGGAAAGAAAAAUAAGCACUUCGGAGAAGCGGCUAUCUGCGCCGAUAUAUCCUGCCGAAGGUACCGAUAUGGAUACUAAUGAAGAGAAGAUUGCCGAAGAGAACAAUCUGCUCAGCGGCGAUUUGGAGCGAUUGAAUGGAAAAGUACCGACGAUCCGCCGACACACGAUUAGCGGCAGGCGUCUCCGAACGGAUUCGGAAUGUAGUCAAAAGUCCCUUCGAAUAGGCAAACGAAAUCCGAAAGAUCCACAGAGACCGUUUUAUAGAGAUGACAUCUUUUACGGCGGUUCUUUGAACAGACUCCCUCAUUAUAAGUCUCAACAAUCGUCAGUCGGUUAUCACAUGUCAGUGACGCGGUUGCCAACGGCAAAGGAUGUAGCGGAGGAAGAAAGCGGAAGUUGCUACCUGUGCCCGGAAAGCGUACGGCGAAUUCUGACCACAAUGCUCGAUUUAAGCCUCCUAAAAAGUCCGUCUUUUUUAAUACUAGCGAUCUCUGGUGGACUCACCAUGAUGGGCUUUUAUACACCUUUUUUAUAUGUGACAGAUCGAGCAAUAAAGGCUAACAUUGACGCUUCUACAGCGAUGUUUCUCGUUUCGGUGAUCGGUAUUGGUAACACUAUCGGUCGUAUCGUGUGUGGUUUAGCAAGCAGUUUGCCUGGAGUUAAUGCCCUGGUUGUGAACAAUGUAUUUAUCAGCGUCGGUGGUUUAGUAACUAUAUUUUCCGGCCUUUCUCUAACGGAGGGAUAUCAGUUCUUUUAUGCGGCCAGCUUUGGCCUCAGUAUAUCUGUCUUUGCUUCCCUGAGAUCGAUCCUCGUUGUGGAUCUGUUGGGCUUAGAAAAACUAACGAACGCUUUUGGGCUGCUUCUUCUGUUUCAAGGUGUGGCGGCGACUGUGGGCGCGCCUCUCGCAGGUGCAUUCAUGGAUGCGACCGGGAGCUACGACGCUUCGUUCUACCUGUCUGGCAGCCUGAUUCUCAUGUCGGCUGUAAUCUGUUACCCGUUAAAAAGGAUCAACACAUGGGAGAGGCGCAGAGAAAAAGGUUCGACCGCGAUGGAAGCUUCCGCGUCUUGAUUGAAGAAGACACAAAGCAGUGCCUUAACUCUCCCAUACUCCGCGUGCGCACGCUCAUUUGCGCCGCAUAUAUAUGUUGUACAUAUUAAUGCAUAAUAAUUUAUAGCGAGCGCUCGAACCGAGAAUAUAAUUAUUACGGCACGCAAAAAACGCAAAAACGGAAAUAAUCGAUUUCGUGCGUGUAAUCGACAGAACGAUCGCUCGCGUUCGCUCGCGCUCAAAGUGUGUAACGUGAGAGGAAAAAUGUUUUCCGUAUAUUUGUGAUCUGCUUGUCAAAGUUGCGAUCACUUUGAUAAGGACGAACCUAUUCCACGAAGCGACUUAACGCUCUUAUUCAUGAUCUAUUGUCGCGCGAUAGUAAAUUCAUAAGUGAAUCUUUACAUUCCGCUGAAUUUCAAUUUUUCGGCACUACGUAGAUUUUUUUCCUUAUAGAAGUUU